Messenger RNA from Brachypodium distachyon (stiff brome), 5795 nucleotides. RefSeq names its product protein Rf1, mitochondrial. The transcript is spliced from 3 exons. Lineage: Eukaryota; Viridiplantae; Streptophyta; Magnoliopsida; Poales; Poaceae. Gene Ontology annotation, molecular function: protein binding. The record is from RefSeq and is a predicted model, not a curated record. The coding region runs from base 245 to 2755 and encodes 836 amino acids.
GAAAAGGAGAUGUAAACGACUGAGUUCCCCAUAUACAGCUUGAAGAAGUAAGUAGUACGUGUUUCUGUUUCAAAAUCACGUCUCUGGUCUCUCCCAAAUCCCAGUCGAGUGGAAAUUUCAAGCUUUUACCGGCGUUAUUUACCGUUCUGAGGCCAAUCAACGGAUCCCAUUCAAUCCUCAUCCAACGGCCAAACCAUCCGGCGGGGUCCCAAACCUCCCGUCCUACUUUCUUUCCCUCGGCGGCAUGGCCUCGUUGAUCCUCCGCUCCAAAUCCAAUGCGCGCUACGCCAGGAGCACCAAGGCCAUGCCUCGCCUCCACUCCGCCACGCCAAUGGCUACCCUCCGCCUCCGGCACUUCUCAUCCACCCCGCCGUCCUCUCCUCGUCGGCUCCGCAGCGCACUUGCCUCCGCCACGGAGCGCGUGCGCGCCGGGACCCUCACGCCGGACGACGCACACCACCUGUUCGACGGAUUGCUGCGCCAAACGGCUCAGGUCCCCGAGAGCGUCCUGAACGGCUUCCUCUCCGCCCUAGCCCGCGCGCCGGCCUCCGCCGCCCUCAGAGACGGGCCCGCCCUCGCCGUCGCGCUCUUCAACCGCAUGUCCACCGGCACCGGCCCCCGGGUCGCGCUGCCGACGGUCUACACCUACAGCAUCCUCAUCGACUGCUGCUGCCGCGCCCGCCGCCUGGACCUAGCUUUCGCCUUCUUCGGCUGCCUCCUCAGGCAGGGCAUGAAGGCAGACGUCAUCGUUGUCAGUUCCCUCCUCAGAGGCCUCUGCGACGCCAAACGGACCGACGAGGCUGUGGACGUGCUGUUCCACAGGAUGCCCGAGCUGGGCUGUGUGCCUGAUGCCAUCUCCUACUCCACAGUUCUGAAGAGCGUAUGCGACGAUGGUAGGAGCCAGUGGGCGCUCGACAUACUCCGGAUGGCCGUGAAACAAGGAGGCGGCUGCCCCUGCAACGUGGUGGUGUAUAGCACGGUCGUUCAUGGACUUUUUAAGGAGGGCAAAGUAGGUGAAGCAUGCGAUCUAUUCCAUGAAAUGACACAGCAGGGAGUUCCACCUAAUGUGGUGACGUAUAACUCUGUGAUUCAUGCGUUGUGCAAGGCCAGGGCCGUGGACAAGGCACAAGGGAUCCUCCGACAAAUGGUCGGUAAUGGUGUUCAACCGGAUAAUGUGACAUAUAAUACCUUGAUUCAUGGAUACUCCACUUUGGGCCAGUGGAAACAGGCGGUUAGGAUGUUCAAAGAAAUGACAAGUCGAGGUGUUAUACCAAAUACUGUUACUUGCAGCACGUUCGUAGCCUUCCUUUGCAAACAUGGAAGAAUUGAAGAAGCUAGAGAAUUUUUUGAUUCAAUGCUUGCAAAGGGGCACAAACUUAAUAUCAUCUCGUACUCUACUCUGCUUCAUGGGUACGCUACUGCAGGAUGCCUUGUUGAUAUGAGCAAUCUGUUUAAUUUGAUGGUAAGAGACGGUAUUGUACCUAACCAACAUGUUUUUAACAUACUGGUGAAUGGAUAUGCUAAAUGUGGAAUGGUGCGUGAGGCUAUGUUUAUUUUUGAAGACAUGCAGAAGCGGGGAUUAAACCCUGAUGUGCUCACAUAUUUAGCUGUCAUACAUGCUUUUUGCAGAAUGGGAAGUAUGGAUGAUGCUAUGGACAAAUUCAACCAUAUGAUUGAUAAGGGAGUUGAACCAAACUUUGCUGUUUACCAGUGCCUGAUUCAGGGGUUUUGUACUCAUGGUGAUUUGGUGAAAGCUGAGGAAUUGGUUUAUGAAAUAAGGAACAAAGGACUUGGUCCUUGCAUACUGUCCUUCGCUUCACUAAUAAACCACCUAUGCAAAGAAGGAAGAGUGUUUGAAGCACAACGUAUCUUUGACAUGAUCAUACGUACUGGUGAGAAGGCUGAUGUUAAUAUAUUUACUUCACUGAUUGAUGGAUAUUGCUUAAUUGGUAAGAUGAGCGAAGCAUUCAGAGUACAUGAUGCUAUGGUAUCAGUUGGCAUUGAACCUGAUAUUGUUACAUAUGGUACACUUGUUAAUGGCUGUUGUAAAAAUGGUAGGAUUGAUGAUGGGUUGAUUUUAUUCAGAGAAUUAUUGCACAAGGGAGUUAAACCUACAACUUUUACAUAUGGCAUUAUACUGGAUGGGUUAUUUCAUGCUGGGAGAACUGCUGCUGCAAAGGAAAUGUUCCAAGAGAUGAUUGAAAGUGGAAUAGCAGUGACAAUUCCCACAUACAGCAUACUUCUUACUGGACUUUGUAGAAAUAAUUGCACUGAGGAAGCAAUCACGGUUUUUCAGAAGUUAUGUGCAAUGAAUGUGAAAUUUGAUAUUGUAAUUCUCAAUAUCAUGAUAAGUAAAAUGUUCAAGGCUCGGAGGAGAGAAGAAGCUGAGGGUUUGUUUGCCUCAAUACCAGAUUAUGGGCUGGUACCUACUGUUCAGACGUACACCAUAAUGAUGGAAAACCUUAUAAAAGAAGGGUCAGUGGAAGAAGCUGAGGGUGUCUUUUCAGUAAUGUUGAAGAGUGGCCUUUCCCCCACUUCUCAUUUUAUAAAUGUUAUUGUUAGAACAUUACUGGAAAAAGGUGAAAUAGUCAAGGCUGGAAUUUAUAUGUGUAGAGUUGAUGGGAAGAGCAUCUUGUUUGAAGCUUCAACUGCUUCUAUGUUGUUGUCUCUCUUUUCAUGUAAAGGGAAGCACCGGGAACACCUAAAUUUGCUCCCUGCAAAGUACCAGUUUUUCGGGGGAGGCAGCAAAAGCUGAAUAGUUGAUAUAUUUUCUAUCGAAAUGCAAGUCCUUAGAAGGCACGGUUGGGUCGAGGCUUUGCUUGUCAAAAGGUCCUUCAACUGGUACAAGUAAUGAAAACUACCUGUGUGUAAGGACAUAUUUGUUAACUUCUCAGAAGGCACAACUGAGGUUCCGGUUUCAAGUAUAACAGCUUAUCUUGGCGAUUGGUGCUAGUUAUAGAUAUGUGUUGUGCCACAAGAAGCAAGAUGAAUACCAAUGUAGUCUUUUCUAGCUUGGUUCCCACCUCUUGGCCUUUAAGUAAUGAUUGAUGUCAUCAGUCUCCUUCAUUCAGCUGGGCAGUUGCUCAAUUUAUUUAGUCCUGCGGAUCUUUUGCAUAGGUCCCCCAGCUAAAGAAGAGGGUGAGGUUCCUGGGUCUGAGUUGGAUCCUGACACAAGGAGAGGGCUUCUCAUAUUAAGCAUGAUCAACACAUAACAGAUUUUACACCACCACGUCCACUUCCCACAGGACCUCCUGUACAAAUCUCAGUACCACCAGAGCAAUCUUAUCAAAGUUGGUUUCCUAUAGAGCCUCAACUGUGUUUCGUUUAGAAUCUGAUGCUGCACAUUAUGAUCAAAAGCAAUUGGUUGCUGCAUCCAUCAUACUUCCCUGGUGGGGAUAAUCAUCCUAUAUCUUCUGAUAGAUUUAACAGCCAGAACCAGAGAUAUCCUUCUCAGUCGUCUCACAAGGAUGAUCCAUCAUAUACUUCCGAACCGAGCACCUACAGCCUAUAGAUCAUUUCCUGGUAUCUCUUGCUGCAUGUUUGAUAUUUCUGAUGUUCAUCUUGAGGUUAGCAGUUGCAUAGGAUAAAACAUGGUCCAUGUCUUCUUUUUGUGCUUACUGAACAUGGCUUAAGAUGGUAGGAUUAUGCUAUUCCAGUCUACUAUCUUCUCAUACUAUCCCUGCACAAUUGUUUAUUUGUGUUUGUAUCACCUGCUUGAAUGUGAGCUUUGUGUUCGAUUUUUUUCAUGUAGAAACCUCAUUAAUUUUCACUUGUCGAAUUUUGAAAUUAUUUACACUUUGUCACCAUGUCAUGUUAAAGUGUUCGGUUUCCAUCAUACGUUCAUAACUAUAGUAAUAUGUUCUUUGUUAAUAAUGUUUGCUAGUUCGGCAUUGCAAUUUAAUUUGGGUUUUGACAGAAAUGACAAGACAUUAUGGCUUGCACAGAAAUAUUGAGUUUACCUCUUUUCAAUUAGUGUUACUAGCUUGUUAUAUCUUUGCUUAUAAUGUCUGUUAAUAUGUACGGUCCAACCAUAUACCCAUUCACAUGAGUAGUUGCUAGUAAAGUUACGUAACUCAUGUUGUGAAAAGUCUGGCCUAUUAUUCAUUAUUUUCUGUAAUUGUAAUUAAGAAAAAUAUGGUUAGUCACAUGCAUAGUUAGCUGUGAAGAUCACUGUGCUACUUCGCCCUGUUGCAAGCACAUGAGCCAACAAAUAUACCGUACUUAAGUGUCAUUCUUCUUUGUUCAAUGGUGCUCCCGUCUAGAUUAUCUUAAGCAGUGUCUGAUUUUGAAGGAGUGGAUAUAAAAAAAAUCUAAUGUGUCCCUUUAAGUCACAGGAGCAGCCAAACGUAAUCAGGACGCUAAUUUGUAUAUACAGACACAUCUGGUGGUGUAUUGCAGGAGUUCUCUGCAAAGUGUGGCUUUAUGGUAGUUUUGAUGCGGAAAGUCAGACAAUAAUUAUCUCCUUUCCGUAUUAGAUUACUGUAUCUGAUGUGUUUCUUUACUCAUUUUUAGGUGUGCUACCAUUCAAAAUCAUGUGAUACUACAGAGUUGCAUUUCUUGGCUGAGGUACAAUAGUGCCAUCUUUUCUUUUAUAAACAAUGGUGUGAUGAAAAUUUCCUUUUACUGGCAAUUCUGAAAACUUGAGGUCAAUAUCAGGAUAUGUACUCCCUCCGAUCCAUAAUAAGUAUCUCAGAUUUUGUACUAACUUAGUACAAAGUUGUACUAAAUCCAAGACACUUAUUAUGGAUCAGAGGGAGUACUUGGUAGCAGGUGUUAAUGAUCCAUGGCUCCCUGCAAUGCACUGAUGAUCAUGUAGGUAAAAGCAUAUAUUAACAUUUCACCAACAAUUUAAGUUUUCUGAUAAAUGCAAAUUACUACUACCUCUGUUCCUAAGAGCCUGUUUGGGAGGGCUCCACUUCACAGCUUCAGCAGUGGAGCAGGUGAAGUCGUCCCAAACGCUCUAAACUUCACCACAUAGCUGAAGUGACGCCAUAUACCUCUCUAGUUCAUUUUACUGAAGCCAAGAAAGAGGUGCUUCACCUGCUCCACUUCACCUAAACUUGAAAUAAUUUACCCACCAAUGCCAUUACUGAACCGAACCGUUAUGUUUCUAUCCCAAGCGCCAGGCCUGACUCCUCGUCUCCCUCCAAUCGCCAUCGACAGAUCGAGACGGGCGGAGGCCCAUGGCGGCUCAUCUUCAGCCCUAGCAGAGCCGGCCGCCAUCCAUCUCCGAUGCUCCCGCCGGGAUCCUUCUCCGGCGAGCCCGCCCGUUCUCCGAGCCCUCAAGCCCGCCGCCAAGGGGAUUCGCCGCCGCCAAGAAGGUACCAACUUCGCCGUCCCCCUCUAUUCCCUCUGGCCCAUGGCGGCUCAUCUUCAGCCCUAGCAGAGCCGGCCGCCAUCCAUCUCCGGUGCUCCCGCCGGGAUCCUUCUCCGGCGAGCCCGCCCGUUCUCUCGGUGCCCUCGAUCUCGUUCGCCUCGUUCUCCCGCGCCCUCGAUCUCGUUCGCCUCGUUCUCCCGUGCCCUCAAGCCCGCCGCCAAGGGGAUUCGCCGCUGCCAAGAAGGACAUUGCCGCCUCUGAACCAAGUUCUUCUUCUCUCUGAUUCCUCUUCUCCAUCGAUUGAGCCUGGAACUAGAAGGUAGCAGGUCUUCUUCUUUUGUUUCCUCUUAUUUGUUUCUCUCAUCCUCUCAUUUAUCUUACUCCGUACCAAAUUGUUCAUAUAUCACAAAUUGAAAUAUGUUACCAAAUUGUUGUAUGCCCAGAUUUAUGUUCAUAUAUCAGAAAUAGAAAUAUGUUA